Leptopilina boulardi is the source of this 2541-nucleotide messenger RNA. It is a transcript of the gene Hex70c, whose product is annotated as arylphorin subunit alpha-like. Lineage: Eukaryota; Metazoa; Arthropoda; Insecta; Hymenoptera; Figitidae. Bases 68 to 2131 code for a protein of 687 amino acids. The transcript has 6 exons. The record is from RefSeq and is a predicted model, not a curated record.
CAGCAUCUUCCUGCCAACCGCUGGCAGAAGUGUAACUAUUUACCAAAGGGUGCAUAGUUCAACCAAAAUGUUGCGGCUUUCAUUGGUAUUGGUACUUUCGGCUGUAUGCCUUUCCCAAGGCUACCAAGGCUACAAAAAUGUUCGCACCGCGGACAUGGACUUCCUUCAUAAGCAGAAGAAACUCUUCGAACUUAUGUUCUACGUUGAUCAACAAGCUUUAACUGAUGCCGAAUACUUUGAAAUUGGUCGCAACUAUGACAUCGGAAGCAACAUGGAAUACUACACUGACAAGACUGUUGUACAAGACUUUCUGUACCGAUACAAGGAGAAGAAAUUCGAACGCGGAGUUUUGUUCUCAUACUACAACAUUGAAAUGAUGGAGGACAUGAUGUCACUUUAUCGUCUCUUCUACACCGCCAAGGACUUCCAAACCUUCUACAAGACCGCAUGUUGGGCACGUCUUUAUGUCAACAAAUACAUGUUCGUCAAUGCAUACUACACUGCCGUCAUCUACAGAAGUGAUUGCCGAUAUGUUCGUCUUCCAGCUCCUUAUGAAGUCUUCCCAUACCUCUACUUCGACUCCAGAAUCAUCCAAGAGGCACAGAAAGUCAAAAUGAGCCGUGGCGGAAACUACAAGAACUACGACAUUGGAAUGAAACGUGGCUCAUCUGAUACAUACAUGAUCUACUCCAACUACACCGGAUCUUGCAAAGAAUGCUACUAUCCAGAAUACAGAAUGUCCUACUUCUUCGAUGAUAUCGGUCUUAACAGUUAUUACUAUUAUUUCCGUAUGGUCUUCCCAUUCUGGGUCAACACUAAAUACUAUGAAGUCCCCAAACAAUUCCGUGGUGAAUUCUACUACUUCUUCCACAAACAACUCAUGGCUCGUUAUUACUUGGAACGUCUCUCCAACGACUUAGGAAGAAUGAAGCCAUUCGACUGGUACAAGGGUAAAUUCCCAGGUUUCUACUCCAACUUGAUGUAUCCCAACGGUGUUGCUGUUCCCAAACGUGACGAAUGGUACAACGUCCCACCAUACAAACUAGACUACUUGAAGCAAAUCGACUUGAAAGAAAACCGCAUCUAUGAAGCUAUCGACUAUGGAUUCGUUGUUGACGAGACUGGCAAACAAUACAACAUCUACACCCCAGAGGGUUUGAACAUCCUUGGAAACAUGAUUGAAGGAAACUUUGAUUCAUUCAACUACAAAUAUUACGGAUCAUACGAAUACUUGAUCAGAAACUUGUUCGACUACAACACCAAAUACACUUGCAAACGUGACUAUAUCCCAAGCUCCCUCAUGACAUUCAGUACCAGCAUGAGAGAUCCAAUGUUCUACAAACUCUACGACAGAAUCCUCUACUUCUUCCAACGCUACAAGGAGAACUUGAAACACUACUCCUACAAUGAAUUGUACUAUCCUGGUGUCAAGAUUGAGAGCUUCCACGUUGACAAACUAACCACUUUCUUCGAUUAUUACGAUGCCACCAUAAAUAAUGCCGUUGCUGUUGAGAACUUCAAAGAAGGAUAUGCCAUCAACAUGAAGGCCAGACAACUCCGUCUUAACUACAAACCAUUCACCUACCGUUUCGGAAUCAACAGCGACAAAGACACCAAAGUGAUGGUCAAGAUCUUCCUUGGACCAGCUUACUUCAGCGAGAAAUACGACGAAUACACCUACUUCCGAAGAAAUUACAUGAACUUCUUCGAACUCGACAGAUUCGAAUACCACCUCAAGACCGGAAUGAACAACGUUGAACGCAAGAGCACCGAAUCCACCUUCACUGCUGACGACUACACAAGCUUCGAGACCUACUACAGAAAAAUUGUCAAGGCCGCCGAAGGCAAUGAACCAUUCACCUACAGCGAGAAAUUAUUCGGAUUCCCAGACCGUCUUCUCUUGCCAAAGGGUAAGAGGGAGGGUAUGCCAUACAGACUCUUCUGCUACGUCUAUCCAUUCGAGGAAGGCAAAGAAUACGAAUUCCCCAUCUUCGGCAAAUUCUACUACGAUGGCAAGGCAUUUGGUUAUCCAUUGGACAGACCAGUGAAACCAUGGUUCUUCUCCAUGCCAAACGCUUACUUCAAGGACGUCAUGAUCUACCACUCGAAAGAGAUGAGCGAAUACUAUUAACUUUUUCAGACCUGACGAAAGAAAUAGGUCCCAAUGAAAUAGAAUCUCCAGCACAUCAUCAAUCAAUACUUUCUUUUGCAAUUAUUUCAUUGUUACCAAUCAUUAUUUUCACUAAUUUGAAAAUAAAAUUAUUAUUUUCAAACAUCCAGUAGAAAAGUGUAAUAGUUUUAAAUUAUGUAAAAUAAUAUAGGAAAAAAUAUUAAAGUGUAGAGUCAAUAGAUAAAUAGGAGAUUCAAUGGUCUUGGUUGACUUGUUUCAUGACUGACAAUCAUGGACUGAAAUUGUUAAGUUAAGCAAAUGGCUCAUCGACUUAAAAAAAAGAGCUUUUCACUUGGUUUAUGAACCAGUGUUAAGAUUGUUAUGUAAAAAUAGUGAAUUUUCACUAAUAAAUAAAUUUUUGAACUAAUUUA